CUCACACACACAUUCGCUUGAUGACAGACGGGGAGGGGGAAGCGGAGAGAAGUAAGCCCCGGAUCCAUCUUCAAGAGAGAAAAUAGGAAAGAAAGACCGCGUCCCACUUUUAUUUCGUUUUUAGCGGCACCUUUCCGACUCAUAGACGUUAGGGAGCCCGAGGAGGGGCUGUGUCACUGUCUGUAGGAUGUCCCGACAUGAAGGUGUGAGCUGUGAUGCGUGUUUAAAAGGGAACUUCAGAGGGCGCCGAUACAAGUGUUUAAUUUGCUACGACUACGACCUUUGUGCAUCUUGCUACGAAAGUGGAGCCACGACAACUAGACACACCACGGAGCACCCAAUGCAGUGCAUACUAACCAGGGUAGACUUUGACUUGUAUUAUGGGGGGGAGGCAUUCUCAGUAGAGCAGCCUCAGUCGUUUACUUGUCCUUACUGUGGUAAAAUGGGCUACACGGAAACAUCUCUACAGGAGCAUGUGACCUCAGAGCACGCAGAGACCUCUACAGAGGUGAUUUGCCCAAUCUGUGCAGCUUUGCCUGGUGGCGACCCCAAUCAUGUGACAGAUGACUUUGCUGCUCAUCUCACACUUGAACACAGAGCACCUAGAGAUUUAGAUGAGAGCAGCGGCGUGCGGCACGUGCGUCGGAUGUUCCACCCUGGGCGGGGGCUGGGCGGUCCGCGGGCACGCAGGACUAACAUGCACUUUACCAGCAGUUCCACUGGUGGGCUCUCCUCUUCACAAAGCUCCUCCUACUCUCCAAGCAAUAGGGAAGCCAUGGACCCCAUAGCAGAGUUACUGUCUCAGCUGUCGGGCGUGCGGCGCUCCGCGGGAGGGCAGCUCAACUCUUCUGGGCCCUCGGCCUCGCAGCUGCAGCAGUUGCAAAUGCAGCUUCAGUUGGAGCGCCAGCAGGCGCAGGCGGCGCGCCAGCAGCUGGAGACGGCUCGCAAUGCUACACGCCAACGCAGCAACCCUAGCAACAUCAGCGCCAGCAUCCCGCCGCCCAGCACCGCCACAAACACAGCCAUGACUGAGAGCAACCCGCUGGCCUCCCACAGCUCCCAGUUCCUUCUCACACGGUUGAACGAGCCGAAAAUGUCGGAGGCAGAACGGCAGGCGCUGGAGAGCGAGCGCGCGGACCGCAGCCUGUUUGUGCAGGAGCUGCUGCUGUCCACACUAAUGCGAGAAGAGAGCUCGUCUUCCGACGAGGACGAAAGGCGAGACUUUGCUGACUUCGGCGCCAUGGGCUGCGUGGACAUCAUGCCUUUAGAUGUGGCUCUGGAGAGCCUCAACCUGAAGGAGAGCUCCACAGGCAAGGAGCCUCCACCGCCUCCUCUUUGAUGAUAUCCCACCACAACGCAGACAAUGUCCUCUGUGCUGUAACUGCCAAUGACGGUGGGCAAAAAACACAGCUCUCUCUAAUUUUUUUUUUCCUUUUUUUUUCUUUUUUUUUUUUUUGGUGAUUGUAAUUUCAGGUCUGUCACCUUUGUUACAUUGUAUAAAUCCAUGAAAGGAGAGCGAGAGGGAAAAAAAAAUCGAAAUGCAUCAGAACAGGCGUGUGAGAGAGUGAGCGAAACCGAGAGACACAUAAUCGGGGCGAGAGAGAAAACAAGAAAUAUAAAUAUAUAAAUAUAUAUAAGUUGAUAAUCAAUUCCACAUAACUAAUUUUUUUCCUUUAGCAGGUGAGCGUAGGUAUCUGUGGCAGACCUCUGCUUCCUGUGUCUUGCAAAAGGCUCUCCUUAUAAAUACUCCACAUUCAAAAACUGAAGAGGAAACAAGAGACCUUCUCUAAUGAAGCUGCUGUGUGUAUUUAUGAAUAUUAAUGAAUAAAAGUGCUUGGAUGGUUUACCAUAACUACUGCAUGAGGUUAUUUGCAGCGUGCAUGAAUUUUAAUGACCUUGUCAUUAAAAAGGCAAAAUAUCCCAAA
Pimephales promelas (fathead minnow) is the source of this 1925-nucleotide messenger RNA. It is a transcript of the gene kcmf1, whose product is annotated as potassium channel modulatory factor 1. Gene Ontology annotation, biological process: synaptic signaling. NCBI's taxonomy places the organism in Eukaryota, Metazoa, Chordata, Actinopteri, Cypriniformes, Leuciscidae. Gene Ontology annotation, molecular function: zinc ion binding. The record is from RefSeq and is a predicted model, not a curated record. Gene Ontology annotation, cellular component: plasma membrane.